AUGACCGGCAAAACAGCUCUCGUCACCGGCGCCACGGGUUUGCUGGGCAGGCAGGUGGUCAAGGCAUUCGCCUUCCACGGCUGGUCCGCCAAGGGCACCGGCUUCUCCCGUGCGGAUGGCCUCAACAUCCUCAAGGUUGACCUGUCCAACACGGCCGAGAUCGAAAGAGUCCUCGAUGAACAAAAACCACAGGUAGUCAUUCACUGCGCUGCGAACCGCUUCCCCGACAAGGUCGAGCAGGACCCCGCCGGCACGCGCGCGCUCAACGUCGAGGCCUCGCGGGCGCUCGCCGCGCUGUGCGCCGCGCGCGAGGCCCUGCUGAUCUACAUCUCGACGGACUACGUCUUCCCCGGCCGGCCCGGCGAGGCGCCGUACGAGGCCGACGCCGAGCCGGGGCCGACGAACCUCUACGGGCAGACAAAGCUGGAUGGGGAGCGGGCCGUGCUGGGGACGUUCGCGGCCGCGGGGAAGGAGGGCGGGGCGGUGGUGCUGAGGGUGCCGGUGCUUUACGGGCAGGUGGAGGACGGGAAGAACGCGGAGAGCGCGGUGAAUGUGCUGAUGGAUGUCGUGAUGAAGGCGGCGCGGCAGGGUGAGGAGGUGGGCGCCAAGAAAGUGGCCAUGGACCACUGGGCGCUGAGAUACCCUACGAAUACGGAGGAUGUGGCGAGGGUUUGCUACGAUAUCGCUGUCCGGUAUCUGGAGGCGGAUAACAAGGCGGCGCUGCCGAGGGUGCUCCAGUUUUCGAGCGAGGACAAGUACACCAAGUACGAGAUCUGCCAGCUGUUCGGCGAGAUCAUGGGCGUGCCGAUCAACCGCAUCGAGCCCAAUACGGAGGGCAACGACCCCAAUGCGAGCGUUCAGCGGCCAUACGACUGCCACCUCAGCACGAGGGCGCUGAAGGAGCUGGGCAUCGAUGUCUCGACGCAGGACUUCGUCGGCUGGUGGAGGCGAGAGUGCCGGGCGUUCAGGCAUUGA
Molecule: messenger RNA, 975 nt
Organism: Thermothielavioides terrestris NRRL 8126
Lineage: Eukaryota; Fungi; Ascomycota; Sordariomycetes; Sordariales; Chaetomiaceae
Exons: 4
Coding region: 1-975 (324 amino acids)
Biological process (GO): S-adenosylmethionine biosynthetic process
Cellular component (GO): methionine adenosyltransferase complex
Molecular function (GO): methionine adenosyltransferase regulator activity
Source: RefSeq, a predicted model, not a curated record